GCACGCGGUGCAGGUUCUCGUGGAUUUUUCCCAACUAGCUAGAGCCACAGCCACAGCAAUGGAAGCUCUCGCCUCGUCGCCGCGGGCUCUCUUCGCCCGCACCGCCAGUCCGACCACGGCGCUGGCCACGCCAGCAAGAUGGACGCCGUCAUCGACCAGGCGUGUCAAGGCCGCCGCCGCCGCCGAGCCGGCCGGCGAGGCCAAGCCGGCUGCGGCAGCCGCGUCGCCGGCGCCCAAGAAGAUCCUCAAGAAGAAGCCCGUCUACUCCAUGAAGAAAGGACAGAUCGUGCGAGUCGAGAAAGAGAAGUACCUGAACAGCAUCAAUUACCUGUCAGUGGGGCACCCACCCUUCUACAAGGGGCUAGACUACAUAUACGAAGACCGUGGCGAGGUUUUGGACAUCAGAAUCUUCGAAGAAACCGGAGAGUAUGCUCUGAUCGCGUGGGUAGGGAUUCCAACACCACCAGCAUGGCUCCCAACUUAUAUGCUCAUCAAGUCAGACAAACUCGACUAUGAGAGGAUAUGAUCGCCGGAUGAGAGAUUGCGAGGGAGAACAAUGUUUUGUGCAUAAAUUGAUGUCGCUAUGUGGUGAUGUUGUGACAUUGCUCCAUGGAUACAAGAUUAAGCAGUUGUAAAUCAAAGAAACAAUAGUGAAAUAUAUCCAAAGUUGUUAUAUUUUAGCAUUUUAUUUUUCACCUUUUCAACGUUUGAUGUCGUUGACAAUCACAUACCACCUGUUUUAACCUCAGCAUGCCUGAAAUAAGACGCAUUUAAAUUA
Molecule: messenger RNA, 778 nt
Organism: Triticum dicoccoides
Lineage: Eukaryota; Viridiplantae; Streptophyta; Magnoliopsida; Poales; Poaceae
Product: NAD(P)H-quinone oxidoreductase subunit O, chloroplastic-like
Exons: 6
Coding region: 59-526 (155 amino acids)
Cellular component (GO): plasma membrane
Molecular function (GO): oxidoreductase activity, acting on NAD(P)H, quinone or similar compound as acceptor
Source: RefSeq, a predicted model, not a curated record